Elgaria multicarinata webbii is the source of this 2374-nucleotide messenger RNA. RefSeq names its product nuclear factor of activated T cells 2 (gene NFATC2). Gene Ontology annotation, cellular component: transcription regulator complex. Bases 76 to 2181 code for a protein of 701 amino acids. The transcript is spliced from 10 exons. Lineage: Eukaryota; Metazoa; Chordata; Lepidosauria; Squamata; Anguidae. The record is from RefSeq and is a predicted model, not a curated record. Gene Ontology annotation, biological process: cytokine production; regulation of transcription by RNA polymerase II; calcineurin-NFAT signaling cascade. Gene Ontology annotation, molecular function: transcription factor binding; RNA polymerase II cis-regulatory region sequence-specific DNA binding; DNA-binding transcription factor activity, RNA polymerase II-specific.
GCAGAGAGAAACCGCGUGCCGGCUGGUACACUAUCACCACAUCAUGAGGUCUAUGGAUCAAGAACCUCUCCAAUAAUGUCCCCACAAGCAACCAUCGUGGAGGAUACCUGCUUGGGGCCACGUUCACCAUCGCCACGUCCCAACUCAAGGUCAUCAUCGCCAGGCGCAAAGCGGAGAUACCCUUGCACUGAGCACUACGGGAGUCAGCAACCUUCCACUUCUCCACGGCAAUCGAGGACCCCCUCUCCACAGGCCUCUCCUCAGAUCCCCCUGAGAGAAGACGGAUCUUCAGUCACUUAUACCCAGUUGUCCACCUCCUCUAGCCUCAUGGAUGCAAUGAGCAACCUCACCACCGAUCCUUCCUGCGGAGUUCCCACCAAAAUAUGGAGGACCAGCCCAGAUCCUUCCCCAAUGUCUUCUCACAAAGCUGGCAUGCCGUGUCAUGUACUUCAACCUAUCGAAUACAUUGGGUCUUGCGAGCAGGAUGACCGGAGAAACCCACCGCCGGAGUCUAUCUUGUUGGUGCCGCCAUCUUGGCCAAAGCAGCUGAUGCCUGCAAUACCCAUCUGCAGCAUUCCUGUGCAGUCCCUUCCGCCACUUGAGUGGCCGCUCUCCAGUCAUUCCGGCUCUUACGAACUACGGAUCGAGGUGCAGCCAAAACCCCACCAUCGUGCCCAUUAUGAAACAGAAGGAAGCCGAGGGGCAGUCAAAGCACCAACAGGGGGACAUCCUGUGAUCCAGCUUCAUGGUUACAUGGACAACAAGCCUCUGGGCCUUCAGAUCUUCAUUGGGACAGCAGAUGAGCGGAUCCUUAAACCCCACGCUUUCUACCAAGUCCAUCGCAUUACAGGGAAAACGGUCACCACCACAAGCUAUGAGAAAAUUGUUGGCAACACCAAAGUGCUGGAAAUCCCUCUCGAGCCAAAAAACAACAUGAAAGCAACCAUUGACUGUGCAGGGAUUCUUAAGCUGAGGAAUGCAGACAUUGAACUACGGAAAGGGGAGACGGAUAUAGGCCGGAAGAACACCCGUGUGCGUCUGGUUUUCCGAGUGCACAUCCCCGAAUCCAGUGGCAGGGUGGUCUCUUUGCAAGCGGCGUCCAACCCCAUUGAAUGCUCCCAACGCUCCGCUCAUGAACUUCCGAUGGUUGAGAGGCAAGAUGUCGAUAGUUGCCUAGUUUAUGGUGGACAACAGAUGAUCUUAACUGGCCAGAAUUUUACAGCAGAAUCUAAGGUUGUGUUCACAGAGAAGACCCCAGAUGGGCAACAGAUUUGGGAAAUGGAGGCCACAGUGGAUAAAGAUAAGAGCCAACCUAAUAUGCUUUUUGUAGAGAUACCAGAAUAUCGGAACAAGCACAUUCGUACACCCAUCAAGGUGAAUUUCUAUGUGAUUAAUGGGAAACGGAAAAAAAGCCAGCCACAACAUUUUACCUACCACCCAGUGCCUUCCAUCAAAACAGAGCCCAUUGAUGACUAUGAUCCGACUUUAAUCUGCAAUACAGUACACAGCGGUCUGAGAACAGUAACACAGCCUUAUUAUUCACACCAUACAAUGGUCUCCGAGUCUCCUUCCUGUCUUGUGGCUACAAUGGCUUCGUGCCAGCAGUUGCGUUCAAGCCUGUCUUCUCCUGAAUCUCAGUAUCCUCAACCAAACCCAGGGGCUGUAAUAUAUCAAAGAAGCAAGAGUCUCAGUCCUAGCCACCUGGGUUACCAGCAGUCUGGCUUGAUGGCUGCACAACUUUCCAUUCCAGAUGUUCACAGGUCUGUGCUGGUGCACACAGGCUCUCCCAGCCAAAGCUCAGCAGUGCUCCAUCAUUCUCCAACCAAUCAGCAGUCUUCCCCUGUGAUCCACUGCUCUCCCACAGCCAAUCAGCAGCUGAGGUGUGAAAGCCAUCAAGAAUUCCAGCACAUCAUGUGUAGUGAAAAUUUCACACCCAGUGGAGCUAGACCCAGCCAACCUCAGGUCAGCCAAGCACAAAGGUUAAGCCCAAAUUCAUACCCUACCGUGAUUCAGCAGCAGAGAACGGCCAAAAAUGGACCACCAGUAAGCGAUCAGAAGGAAGCAGUGCCACCCGGAGUCACUGUCAAACAGGAGCAGAACCUUGACCAGGCCUACUUGGAUGAUGUUAACGAAAUUAUCAGGAAAGAGUUUUCUGGACUCCCAGCCAGAAGUCAGACAUAGAAGAAGAGAUUUGUGAGACGACUUUUACUGAAUGCUUCCGUACCUGACCUCUUAGAUUCUUCUUCUGCCCUAUCAGCCUCCUGCUUCCUUAACUGAUCAUCUCAAGGCACCGGUUCAACACCAGGAACAAUGCACUGGCACCAAACUGACAGCUUUUACUAAGCAACUCGGCACCUCUCACUAUAAACAUCAA